Molecule: messenger RNA, 2283 nt
Organism: Helobdella robusta
Lineage: Eukaryota; Metazoa; Annelida; Clitellata; Rhynchobdellida; Glossiphoniidae
Exons: 2
Coding region: 1-2283 (760 amino acids)
Source: RefSeq, a predicted model, not a curated record
AUGAUAUUGCAAAAUCAAGCUCUCAUUAUCCUAAAAAACAAAAAUAGACAGUUUUUUAACCAUUCUAUUGCAACAACAGUCCCUAAUCAGAAUGAACAAUUUGACCCUGAGGAUAUCUUUUAUGACACCACUUUACCUGAUCACUCUUCAUCAGUAACAAAUAGUAUCUCAGCAGCAAAAUCAAAAGUACCUGUACAGGCAGAAUGUGUUUCUCAAGUCACACAUACAUCGUUACCUUUUGAUCAGAUCAUCUCCAAAGAUUUUGCACCUUUUAGACAGUGGUACAAAGGCUUCAAACUUGAUGCUGCUUGGCUACAGAAACACCAUUCAGAACUGAAAGCAAUAAAACUGGGUUCUCGUAAAAGUCUAAAAUGCAAACUGUGCUACGAUAACAUUUCUGAAGCUAAAAAGUAUGCUCGAAAUGGUACUGUCCCAAUAGCUGAUGGUGUUCGGUGUGACGGCAUGCAACAGCUUCAAAGAAUUAUUGAUCACUUGAAAGGUGGUGCUCAUAGUGCUGCACAACGGGCCGAUCUUGCACGAAAGCAAUGGACCGCACAAUCUGACAAACAUCCAUGGGUAAAAAUUUUGAAACAACACAAUAUUGAACUGAUAUCAACUCUUAUUCGCCUUACAGUUGAUGUACACAAUGAUUCAGGAACCAAAACGCUGUCAGCUUGGUCUUGGCCAAGUUGUUCACUAGCACAAAUGCAUGCAGAAAACCAAGUUAAGCAAUACAUUGAUCACGGUCUUGAUUGUGACUUUGUGGCGUUUAAUUCACCCCAGUCAGCAUUGCAUUACAGAAAUCCUGACCGGUACAGAGAGAUAUUAUCAUUUGUGUCCAAGCAUGAAUUGAGCAGAGUUAUUCAAGCAUUGAAAAUUGCAGAGUGUGUCGCCCUAAAAAUUGACAAAUCUGUUGAUAAAUACAAUGCUGACAGUCUGUUUGUUACUGCCAGAUACAUGGACAACACUAAUUUUGAGAUGAAAGCUAGUUUUCUUGGCGAAUGCCACAGUGAGUUAAGAGGAGUAAUUGGGAUGGUCGAUGCUUUGCAGAAACGUUUCCAGUAUCUUGAAAUUGAAGAUGUCAUUAAAGCAAAGAUGGUGGGUCUUACGACAGAUGAGGAAAAUUCAAAUACUGGACGUCACGGGGGGUUGUGGGUAAAGAUGUCUGAGUAUUUAGGGCACAACAUGUUGACAUUUUGGUGCAUAGUUCACAGAUCUGACCUGGCUUUUGAAAGCGAUGAAAACGUGGUUCCGAAGUUUCGUCAUUGGUUAACAGAUGUAAAAAAUGUCGCUACUUAUUUUCGUGGAUCAAGCUACCGACAAGAAAACCUGCAUGAAAUUGCUGCAAAUUUGGGUGAGACUGCUAAACAUUUUCCACGGCAUCAUGAAGUUCGUUUUGCGGAACACCUUGCCAAUGUUGUACUUGCAGUUCUGUCUAAUCAUCAGAUGAUGUGCGCUCAAAGGAAGACAGUUGUACAACAAGGUGAAAAUAAUGAAAAAAAUAAUGAAAAGCAAAGAGCAAGAGGUUUUCUGAAGGAUUGGUCCCAAACUUCAUUCAACUUAAACAUGAGUGCUGUUGCUUUGGAUAUCUUGCGACAGUUCACUGAUUUACAAAAAGAAACUCAACGCACGUUUGUUACCUUGGCUGAUUUGAUGCAAAAACGCGACCACGUACUUCAGCGUCUUUCCAUGAUGGUAAACAGUCCAUAUCCUGGGGGAUAUGAAGAAAAAAAUUUUGAAGCAGUGCGUCUUGAGGUAAUCACAUGUGCAAAGAACUUCCUUGAGAGAAGGUUGGAUGUCGAUCAGGAUUUACAAGUAAAGGCAAUGAUAGAUGUUGCCAAUGCUGAAAAUGCUGAAGCAAUGAUCAAAGCCGGUCGGCAAAUUGUAUCAGAUAUUUUUGGUGAUAAUUAUGUUUCAGAAUUUGUAGAUGAUGCUGUUGGUUACUAUUCAUCAUUUGGUGCUUCAUCUUUUAAGCCGCAUGAAAGCAAUACUGCCAAGUUGUACUUAUUGCUACAAAAAACAACACCGUCGUCUCUUUUAAACAAGCUGGUUCAAACAUCUCUUAUAACUUGCCCUCACAGCAUGAUCACGGAACGGGUAAUUUCAUGCCAUGCAGAAUUAAAAAGCGACCUUCGAUCAUCUAUGUCGAGAAAUACUGUGAAUGACCGAUUAUGCAUUGCUUUAAAUGCUAUAGGUACCGCAAAUUUUGAUCUUCGGCCAGUGGUGGCUGAUUUUCUUUCUUCAAAAACGAGACGAUCGACUCAACCAGAUGAUGAACUUUAA